AUUAGACAUAAUUGGAUUCAUCUUAGGAUAUAAUUUUGAUAUAUUAAAUUUUUAUACGAGUAACAUUUAUUUAUUUAUAUUGUUUACCUUUUGGUCAAAGAGAGUCACUUUUUAACUAAAAAAAUCAAAAUAAGAAGUGUUUUUUUAGAUGGGAGGGAGUAUUUUUUAACGGUGAAAAGAACAAGAUGCAUUCAGCCUUAAUUUACAUUGUUGUUUUGCAAUUUUCAGGUCUUAGAAAAAUUGGAUGUGGGGCGUCACUAUCAAUUUUAGCAGCUCUGUUUAUUAAUAUUGGGUUCAGUAAAAAAACUCGCCCGGGGAAAUGGCUCUCUCCUCUCUUCCCUAUUGAGGUGGAAAACAUCAACUUGGCGAAGCAUACCAGUGAUUCUGGUGUCUAUGAUUCAGAAGGAAGGUUUGUUUUAUCAAAAUUUGAGGAAAUAUUCAAGAAACAUGCCCGAUCUAGUGCAAAUGGUAUGACAUCAAAAGAAUUCGAUGAACUUCUUAAGGCAAACAGAGAGCCAAAAGAUUAUAAAGGGUGGAUUCUUGCACUGUCAGAGUGGAAGGUAUUAUAUUUGGUAGCCAGAGAUAAGGAUGGUAUUGUGUCCAAAGAAGCUAUAAGAGGAGUUUAUGAUGGCAGUCUUUUUCAGACAUUGGCGGAAGAGCAUGCACCGAAGAAGAAACAUGUUCUCUCAGAACCAAAUUACAAAAAGUGGAGUCGAUUGUUUCGUCUCUUGAUCCUCCGCUUCAACCUCAAAGGCUACAUCGAUGGCACAACCCGUGCCUCCUCUGCAGAUGAUGCUGAAUGGUAUCAAUUUGAUGCCUUAAUUCAAGGAUGGAUCCUGGCUACGAUCACGGAUGAAGUCUCCGACCUUGUGCUCGCCAACAAUCUCACUGCUCAUGCACUAUGGACGGCGAUUUACAAUCUUUUUCACGACAACAAGCACGCCCGGGCGAUGCAACUGGAGCAUCGUUUCCGUGCAACUGUCAAGGGCCAACUCUCCAUCAACGAAUAUUGUCGUCUUCUCAAGAAUCUCUCCGAGUACCUAGACGACGUGGAUGCUCCUGUCACCGAACAUGCUCUUGUACUCCAGGCUCUUCAAGGCCUCCCUCACAACAUCCGGAGUCAAGUUUAAUUUUUGCAAUGCCAAAAUCCACUCCCGACCUUGGAAGUUCGGUCCGCCCUUCUCCUCGUCGAACAGCAACAAACCGACGCCGUCUAUGGCGCCGGCGAGCCGACCACUGCCUCCUCAGCACCGGCGGCAGCGGCGGACAUACGGGCAGCGGAUACCAG
Molecule: messenger RNA, 1288 nt
Organism: Cuscuta campestris
Lineage: Eukaryota; Viridiplantae; Streptophyta; Magnoliopsida; Solanales; Convolvulaceae
Source: the annotation of a GenBank genome assembly